Molecule: messenger RNA, 909 nt
Organism: Sabethes cyaneus
Lineage: Eukaryota; Metazoa; Arthropoda; Insecta; Diptera; Culicidae
Product: chymotrypsin-1-like
Exons: 3
Coding region: 37-840 (267 amino acids)
Biological process (GO): proteolysis
Molecular function (GO): serine-type endopeptidase activity
Source: RefSeq, a predicted model, not a curated record
CUUUUUAAACUGUCUGUUUCAAAAGUACAGGGAAGGAUGAUGCUUAAGUUCGGUUUUGUGCUAUUGAUCGUGUCUGCUGUUUGUGCUGAAAAUGUGACAUCUAGAAAAGCUGCUAAGAUCAGCACGAUAAGCAAACACGUGGUAGGAGGUGGUGAUGCUGGACCAACCCCCUAUCAGGUUUCUCUGCAGAAUCGGAAUGGACAUUUUUGUGGUGGAGCUAUUAUCGAUCGGAGAUGGGUUCUAACAGCUGCUCACUGCUUAUCGGAUGUACGGCCUAGAGAAGUGGUCGUAAUCGUUGGAACUACCAAGUUGAGUAUGGGAGGUUGGCCCUUCUUUGUUAGCAAAUUGAUUGCUCAUCCGGAGUACGAUAGCGAACAUGUUACUAACGACAUCGGGUUGGUGAAAAUACGUGGAUUAUUUUUGUGGCUUCCGACACUGGUAGAAAAGGUCGGAUUUUCAAAAGAAUUCGUAACCGCCGGUCAGGAAGCGACGUUGACUGGCUGGGGUGGCACCCGACAAAGUGGUGGGCCUGCGUCAGAUAAGUUGCAAUUUGUUCUGUUGAAAGUGAUUGAACAAGAUCAAUGCAAGAUCAAACUGGACAUGAUUGGCGAUGGGCACAUCUGUACUUUUACCCAAGAAGGGCAGGGUAUUUGUCGGGGAGAUUCGGGCAGUCCUCUGGUAAAGCAAGGAAAAGUAAUUGGAGUUGCCAGCUUCGGGCUAGGGUUUCCACCAGAGCGUAGCUGUGCUGCUGGUUUUCCGGAUGGUUUCACCAGAGUGUCUCAUUACUACACCUGGAUAAAGGAUACCAUUAAUCGCAAUUUUAUCGGAAUUUUCUUUUGAUAAUAUAGCCUAGAUUUUUUCACUUGCAAACAGUUGAUGUAAUAAAUUUUUAGUUUAAAUUUUACAAUA